Molecule: messenger RNA, 624 nt
Organism: Cajanus cajan (pigeon pea)
Lineage: Eukaryota; Viridiplantae; Streptophyta; Magnoliopsida; Fabales; Fabaceae
Source: RefSeq, a predicted model, not a curated record
AUGGGAUUCAAUAAGGAGGUUACGGACAAAAACUUAAAAGCUGGUUCAAAUGUUCUGUGUGCUGAAAGCAGUGCGCUCGAGCUUUUCCUGAUUAAAAGAAAGAUAAAGGGGCCUUCAUGGUUACAGGUUUCAAAGUUUUCUACAAGUCAAAGGGUUAGCUGGUGCAAAUUUGAAGUGACCGUUGACUCUCCUAAAGACAUAAAGAGUUCAGCUCCUUCAAAAAUCACUUCUAAGAUUCCUCCUGUGGUUGUUGCAGCGAUGAGCUUGAAAACAAUCAUAAAUGAAAAACAGAACACAAAUGAGAUUGUAUCGGCAUCCAUUAUAUGUUGCAAUAUGGUUAAGAUUGACACUCCUAUGUUGGCUUCAGAGUGGAAGAGGCCUGGAAGGCUGACCCAUUUUACUGUUAUUCGUAAACUUGAUGGGAAUAUAUUUCCGAUGGGAUUCAAUAAGGAGGUUACGGACAAAAACUUAAAAGCUGGUUCAAAUGUUCUGUGUGCUGAAAGCAGUGAAAGAGCAUUGUUAAAUCGCUUGAUGUUAGAAUUACACAAGUUGGAUAGUGAUGUUCUUGUUGGACAUAAUAUUUCUGGAUUUGACCUGGAUGUUCUUCUCCAAGAAAAUAAAUAA